AUGGACAAUGGGGCGCCUGAUGACCCGGGUGGGCCCCCGAGACCACCUCGACGGCCUCUGCUAGAUGCUGAGCUGGUGCGGGGCGACGCUAGAAUGAAUAGAGCAGUAGAAGCAAAGCUGAGGAACCCUGCGCUCUCGUUGUCAGAAGCUGUUCGGGCUGGUGGAUUCCGGUAUCCGCCCAAUGCCACUUCUGUAGCAACGGAUGACGAGCAGGUUUCACUGGGCCAAAGAAAGAAUCAACUGAACCGGAGAUUGAGACAGAUUAGGCAGCAACGGGCUCAAGCAGAACAGGAGGCUCAGCGGCGGGCUCGGGAACAAGCUCAGCGGGAAGCUCAAUUCCGGGAGCAACCUGCAAUGGCAGCAGGACAUGGACCCAACAUGGCGGUGCCUCCUGCUGUAGGUGCGUAUGUGUCGAACAAUCCGAACAAUGCCCCGUCCGUUCAAGGGCAGCCCAACUCCUGGACUGCAGCUGCCUUGCAGAAUCAGAGCUCUGCAGGAGCACCCCCGGUCAGAGCUGGGGCUGCAGCGCAGCCACAGCAAGCGCAACCACAGCAACUACAUCAACCACAGCAAGCCCCAGGGCUAAUGGGGUUUUUGGAAUCCCAAGUUGCGACCCUCUAUCAACAGCUGCAGCAACAUCCUCAGCAAGGUCCUCCAUCCAUGCCACAAGUCCUUCCUCAACAGCAGCAACCACAACAGCAGCAACCACAACAGCAGCAACCACAACAGUUUUUGCAGAGCUUGACUGGUGCUGGGAUGCCAGCACAAAACGCUGUGGUAGUGGCUGUUUCCGGCGCUGGCACCAACACUCUCAACCAGAGUACUCUCAACCAGAGUAUUGCUGCCUCGAACUUGGCGGCGACCAUCAUGGCCGGAACUCAUGCGUCAAUUCCACAACCACAACAGCAGCCAGCACCCGCAAACUUGAACAGUGGAACUACUACUAAUGGUUCGAAUGACGACUUGCGCCUGCGACUAGCUCUCCACUUUUUUGAAGAACAAGUUCGAGGAGUCUACCAAAAUGCCAUGCAAAGUGCAGGGUACAGCAUGGAAGAGAUCCAAGCGACGUCCCCUGCCUAUCAACGAUUUGUACAACGAGCAACUCAAGCCGAACUCGAACGGCUCCAAUCCCUCAAUGACAUGAAGCCACCAUCCUCUCACAAGAAAGAAUGA
Messenger RNA from Seminavis robusta, 1173 nucleotides. The record is from the annotation of a GenBank genome assembly. NCBI's taxonomy places the organism in Eukaryota, Bacillariophyta, Bacillariophyceae, Naviculales, Naviculaceae.